Messenger RNA from Erigeron canadensis, 1077 nucleotides. Its product is annotated as probable 2-oxoglutarate-dependent dioxygenase AOP1. NCBI's taxonomy places the organism in Eukaryota, Viridiplantae, Streptophyta, Magnoliopsida, Asterales, Asteraceae. Bases 27 to 974 code for a protein of 315 amino acids. The record is from RefSeq and is a predicted model, not a curated record. The transcript is spliced from 3 exons. Gene Ontology annotation, molecular function: dioxygenase activity.
AAUAAAAUAGCUGCCAAUUCAAUAAAAUGGGUUCUCAAGCACCUCUUCGACUUCCCAGCAUAGAUUUCUCCAAAACAAACAAACAAAACCGAGGAACCCUCAUUUGGGAGUCCACGAAAACCCAAGUUUUCGAAGCCCUCCAAGAAUUCGGUUGUUUUGAAGCCUCUUUUGAUGGAAUUUCACCUGAUGUUCGAAAGUCUGUGUUUUCUUCCUUGAAGCAGCUAUUCGACCUCCCUUUGGAGACGAAAGUGAAAAACUUGACAGAGAAACUCUAUAAUGGUUACAUCGGGCAAGCUAAAGAGGUUCCCAUCUUCGAGAGCAUGGGAAUUGAGGAGCCUGAAAGCUUUGCUAAUCUCAUGUGGCCUGAUCAAGGCAACCCUGAAUUUACAAGCAACAUACAAUUUUACACAGAGAAGUUGAAGGAGCUAGACGAGAUUGUAAGAACGAUGGUCCUAGAAAGUUUGAACUUGGAGAAAUACAUAGAGGAACACAUGGACCUAACAAGUUACCUUGUUAGGGUAAUGAAAUAUCGAUCUCCCAAAAAAGAUGAAUCCAAUGUGGGACUACUUAGUCAUGCCGAUAAGAAUAUAGUGACAAUUUUGCAUCAAAAUGAAGUUGAAGGGCUGGAGGUGCAAAAUAGAGAUGGGGAAUGGUUCAAAGUGAAAUUCUCAACAAACAGUUUUGUAGUUAUGGUGGGAGAAAGCUUCAAAGUAUGGACGAACGGAAGAUUAAAUGCCACAACUCACAAGGUCGUGAUGAGCGGAGUAAAAGAUAGGUUUUCAAUCGGUGUGUUUUCGGUGCCGAAAUUGGAAAAACUCAUAAAAGCACCUGAAGAAAUGGUGGAUGAAGAACAUCCAUUACUUUUCAAGCCUUUCUAUUUCGGGGAGUUUAUCAAAUUCUUUUACACGGAAGAAAAUGUCAACGAUAAGUUUGCUUUAGAGAAGUAUUGUGGUGUGUCAACUCCAACAUUGUAAUUGUAACUAUAUUUAUCCGUGUGUAUAUUCUGAUUGUUUGUAUAAUACCAUUUAUUUAAUUUACUGCAUGUAUUGAUUAGUGUGUAAUUUUGUUUAUCCGUAA